UCAGACGCUCUGGCUCAAAAGUCAGGGUUCCAAUUUCUCCCAGACUCUGAGGCCCCGCCUCCGCGGGCACCUGUGCUUGGGCCAGCUCCUCUUGGGACUCAAAGCUCCACCCUUGGCCCGCCUUCAUUAAGCCCGGGAGUAGGUACCGCUGCUGGCUACUCCUUAUCCAAAGAGUAAUUCCCAGUGAGGAGAGACAGCACCUCUGGACAUUUUCUUCCUCUUCCCAUCCCGGACGCUCGGCGUGAGCUACCUCCAAACCCCGCGGCUGUCUCUGGGCCGGUGUAUGUCAUGAGCCCCGCGUCCCACAGGGCACCCCCGACGCUGGGGCACCCUGGGCUCCUAUCGUUGCUGCUGCUGCUUCUGUACCUGUCCAAGGCUCACGGUGAAUGCAAUAUCCCUCCGGAUAUACCCAAUGCUAAGCCAGAACUGAAUGGUGUAACAAGUUUUCCUGUUGACACCACUGUAACAUACAAAUGUAAUGAAGGAUUUGUAAAAAUGCCUGGCAAGUCAGACUCACUGGUCUGUCUUCAAACCAAUAAAUGGUCAAAGUUGUCAGAGUUUUGUAAUCGUACAUGUGAUGUCCCACCUUUAUUACGUUUUGCUUCACUCAAAAAGCAGUUUAGUAAACAGAACUACUUUCCAGUGGGUUCUGUUGUGCAAUAUGAGUGCCGGCCAGGUUAUAAAAGAGAUCCUUCUCUGCCAGCAAAGCUUACAUGCCUUCAGAAUGUGGUGUGGUCCAAUGCCUCUGAAUUUUGUAAAAGAAAAUCAUGUCCAACUCCUCCAGAGCUCCUACACGGUCAUGUUGAUAUAGCAACUGACAUCUUAUUAGGCUCAGUCAUCACCUAUACUUGUAAUGAAGGAUAUAGGUUAUUGGGAGCAGAAGACAGUCAUUGUAUUUUUAUGGAUAAAAAUGUUGUUUGGAGUCCCCCACCUCCAGAGUGCACAGAAAUUUUAUGUCAAGAACCUCCAAAAAUUGUUAAUGGAGAAAUCCAAGGCAAUCAAAACAGUUAUAAAUAUGGAUCAUCCGUAACUUAUACAUGUGAUAAAAACUUGUCACUUAUUGGGGAGAAGUCUAUUCAUUGUACUGUUAAAGAUGAACAAGGAGAAUGGAGUAGCCCUCCCCCUCAAUGCAAAGAUGUCAGGUGUGAAAAUCCAAUAGUUCCAAAUGGGCAAAAGAAAUCCCCAUCAAAACCACCUUAUAGAUAUCAGGACACCUUGAUAUUUGACUGCAAUCCUGGAUUCAUCCUGGUGGGCAAUAGCACAAUCCAAUGUGGUUCUGAUAAUAAGUGGACUCCUGGUAUUCCACUAUGUAAGGGAAUUACCACAGUGGCCCCAACAACAGUUAAAAAAUUGACCACAACAAAUGCUCCAGCAACAGAGGCCCCACCAACACAACAAGUCAACCCAACAAAUGCUCCAACCACAAAGGAACAAUCACUAACAGAACAAGCCAAUGCCACAAGCUCUCCAGCAACAGAAGUCCCACCAACCAUGCAACAAGCCAAUGCCACAAGCUCUCCAGCAACAGAGGCCCCACCACCAAUGUCACAAGCCAAUGCCACAAGCUCUCCAGCAACAGAGGCCCCACCAACCAUGCAACAAGCCAAUGCCACAAGCUCUCCAGCAACAGAGGCCCCACCAACCAUGCAACAAGCCAAUGCCACAAGCUCUCCAGCAACAGAAGUCCCACCAACCAUGCAACAAGCCAAUGCCACAAGCUCUCCAGCAACAGAGGCCCCACCACCAAUGCAACAAACCAAUGCCACAAACUCUCCAGCAACAGAGGCCCCACCACCAAUGCAACAAACCAAUGCCACAAACUCUCCAGCAACAGAGGCCCCACCACCAACACAAGCCAAUCCAACAAAUGCUCCACAAACAAAGUCUCCACCACCAAUACAACAGGUCAAUGUAACAAAUGUUGCCACAACUCCCACCCCAACAACAAGCAAAAGAUCCACCACAACAACGCAGAGUUCUACAAAAAUUGUCACCACUCUUCGUCCUUUUAAAACUACAUCUUUUCACACAACAAGACGAGUGACAGAAAUGAGUGCGAAAAGAACCACUCCUUCAGGUGCUGCCACCUCUUUCAGUGGUAAGUUCAACCUUCAGACAUUCUUAGAUUGUUAUCCUUAUCCAUGUAAGAUAUUUUCCAUUUAUUCGGACCUCUUGGUGAUCCCACGUCACUCUUCUUUGAAUGCUAUUGAAAUUAAAUGCUUACGUGAAGCAAAGAGAGAUCAAAUAAAUAGAGGGUAUGUACAAAUGUUGCUGAAAUGCAGGAGAUGCUACCAGAGACCUGCUUUGUUCUCAAUUUCUCCCAUAUCUAUUCUGAUGAGAAGGAUCUGAUCAUACUCAAUGUCUACCUUGUGCCAAGUAACCUUCUAAUCACUGCGAUGAAAUCAAAAAGAAUUAAUUAAGAUACAGUUCCUGUCUUCAAAUAAUCCAUAAUCCAUUGCACAAUUCCUACUGUUCAUGAUCACUAUUGGCUUUCAAAAUAUAUAACCAUUACAUUUUUAUGCCUUUGAAUUCUUUUGGGAUAACUUGACUUCUAUAAACAGAUUAUUCAGAUUACUUACUUGUUUGUUUUUUACUUCAGUUAUAAUUAAACUUUGAAAAAAAGUGAUGUAUUCAAAGUUACAGAAAACAUUUAAUUGUGAGAGUGGGUAAAAUCUUGUAGAGACUUUGGUUCAUAGUAUUAAUAUAAAUAAUGACCAAACUGGCUCUUGGAAAUUCCAGCAAUGAAAAAAAGUGAAAAGAGGGAAGGAUCAAAAUAUUAUACAAGUUUAGCAGCAGAUAGGAGCAAGACAUGAAGAUUUCAGGCUAGAAUUAAAGGGCUGAACCUUUGCUUGACUAAACAAGACAGUCUCCUGAAUGUCAAGUAAAACUGGAGCUAUAUUGGAAGAUUAUCAUUGGGUAGAUGGAUCUGGAGAAUAUCCCUUUAUACCAUCUUCCUCUCACACACUCCGAGGCACAACCUAAACCCUAACUUCUUUGUUCACAUACCUGUAUAACUACAGAAACAUUUUAAACCUGUAGAUUUCUGAUUUAGAAGGGACUGGAGAGGGAGAGAGCGGACUAUUUUUGUCAGUUAGCCAUUCACAAUCUCUCUGUUGUGUUGAUGUUAGCACAUCUCAUAUUGCAGUAAAAAAUCAGGAAGAAUUAAUAACUAGGAAGGAAAGAAAGAAGAAUGGAGGGAAAGAAGGAAUAGAGUAAGGGAUGUAAAGGAUGGCUAAAAAUAGAAACUAGGAGGUUAAAGGUCUUAGGGAAGGAUAAAUUCCAACAACAUCAUAUGAGAUUUUAAGUUAGCUUAACAUGCUUGAUAUGAAAAACAAAAUUUCAUUUUGCUAAACAAUCCCGUCUAUAAGUAGACAGCAGGGAGAACAACCUAACAAUGAAGAUUCUUAGAUGAGCAAAACCCUUAAAACCUGAGGAUGAAGCAGAUAAAUUUUAUAAUUCCACCAAGCAAAAAUAGAUUAGAUACUGUUGGAGGAUAUCAAUUUUAAAAAUGGUAAGAUGAGAAUUUGAGAAAUAGUGUUAGAUAUUUAGUCUCAAACGUGAGAUUUCUCUACAUUUUUUAGUUUUGAAUCAUUUCAAAACAACGUGUUUCUUAAUCAUAUCACAUUUAAUAGUUUUCCCUUCCACACCUAAUUUGGUUACCAAAAUGUUUUUCUUUCAAGGAAUUGUUGGUGGUCUCAUAGUAAUGGCUGUUCUAAUAGUACUUCCAGUUUUCGUCAAACUUCUUUAUAACUAUGGGAAAUCAGGGUGAGCCAAAAUCCAAAAAUUAUUUUCCUCUUCUGAUUUGUUAGCAUCUUUCCCCAUAAAACUCAAGUUGGAUGCUACAUCUCCUGAAAACUUUCUGAGCACUAUUGCACCUUUGACAUGUGAAUGCCUUUUUGUCUUUCUAUAAACCUUUAAUUACUCUCUUUCAAGGCUUUUAUCAUGACCCAAGUGUAUGCAGCAGCACAGAGAUAUAGGGGGUCUCCAAAGUCUUCAGACUGUUUUAGUUUCCUAAUAGUUCAAGGAAAUUUUAAAACUUGAAUUUGGUUUAUUUAUUUAUUUUUCCUGCUGCAUAAAAGAAAAAAAUGCUAACUGGUCUGAUUUCCCAUUAACUCUUCAAUUUACUGCAUGAUGCUAGUUGUGAGUUUCAUAACCUUUAUCCAUCUAAAACCCAGGAAAACCUAAACAAACCUGUAGUCGUAUUUGGGAUGUGUGUCUGAAUGGAACUACUUGCUAAUCAAUAAACGUGCUUGAUUUUCUCAUGACAA
Molecule: messenger RNA, 4268 nt
Organism: Monodelphis domestica (gray short-tailed opossum)
Lineage: Eukaryota; Metazoa; Chordata; Mammalia; Didelphimorphia; Didelphidae
Source: RefSeq, a predicted model, not a curated record